AUGUCCGCCACCGUCCAGACCCGAGUCGUUGAUCUCGACCAGCUACUUCCCCGAAUCCUCAGUCAAGACCUUGAAGAAAAAGACAUAGAAAACCUCAUCCCAUGGGUGUACCGCCACUCCAAUAUAGCCGACGAAGAUGACCAGUACGACUGGCCAUCGGAGGAUUCCAAAUUCAAACUACUUUUCGAGGAGUUCUCGCAUUACCAAAAUGCUUUGGCCCCAGGAGCACUGAGCCUCGCUGGCCCUACAACAGCCAAAGUGAAGAUUGUAUUGCCCCGAAAGAACUGGAAAGUGGCGCGGCCAAGAAAAUAUCACUCACAAAGUUUUAUACUACACAUUUUAUUAUGGACGGUCCAUGCGUACCUUGAGAGAAGCAGGGAACCGAAAUUGGAGGUCUGGGUGCCCAAUUUGAUAUCGUCAUCGAAGUACGUGAUCGGCCGUCAGAAGUACGCCAGCAUGCCAUUGGCGCACGUGACGGUUGGUCCUCUUACGGAGGGACGGCCGAUAAUAUCUUGUCCUACGUGGCGCGAAGGACUACCCUGGGACCAGUUCACCGCAGAAGUCCUCAGUGUCAUGCUCGGUCAGCUAGCCAACAACAUCCGCAUCCGCGACCAGAAAUUACAGGACCAGGAAGUCUUUGUGGUUGGUUUCUACGGCCCUCAUAUCUACAUCGCCCGUGGAUACUUCCCUGUUGAGACGAUCAAAAGAGUACACGCAAAGGGAUGUUCGGAUGAUGAACACCUCGAAUUGAAGUUUACGCGAGGAUAUGAUCCCUGCCGGAAGUACGACUGGAUGGAGGCUAUGCGGGCGCUCUCAAGGCUGUUUCGGUACCUAAGGAGUGGGAGUGCUAAGGUUGGCGCUAUACAGAAGAUUUUGUCUGAAUCUGUUGCCACGGUGGAGGGUUCAUGA
Aspergillus tubingensis is the source of this 909-nucleotide messenger RNA. RefSeq lists its product as uncharacterized. The record is from RefSeq and is a predicted model, not a curated record. Bases 1 to 909 code for a protein of 302 amino acids. Lineage: Eukaryota; Fungi; Ascomycota; Eurotiomycetes; Eurotiales; Aspergillaceae. The transcript is spliced from 4 exons.